GGUGUCCCCAUGUGGCAGAUAAGAAAUAUGAAAUCCCCACGAAAAUAGAUGGAGAAUAAAGGUUGUAUUAAGCUGGAAUCUUUCUUUAUGAUUUUUUCUUUUCCUUUUCCUUUUGCAGUUCAGUCCCUGCCCAAUAAAGCUUCAAAAGCACUGUUAUAAAGCUUACUGUCGGUUAAACUUAAACCUUGAAGAGCUUCAAAAAACCCAUGUCACUAAGUUGUCUUCGUUUGUCAAUUGUAAAUUUUCAUAUCUAAAUUUUAAUUUAUUCAUCCCACAAAUCAGGUUUUCAAGUAGAAAAAUAUAAGGUUUGAGAAUCUUGAAAUAGUUAUGAAGGCCUAAUUUGAAGUUUAAGGUUGCUUCAUUUGAAGGUAAUUCAUCAGAAAUUGUUCUUGGAGAAUUAAACUUGGAUAAAGGCUUUCACUGGAGAGUAUCCAAGUUCUGAUUCACAAAUUUAUUGAUUAAUAAAUUUUAUACCUCUGUAGUUUCUAGCUGAUGGCAGAAAAAUUAAGCCAUAUAAAACUUCUAGUUUUGCUUGUCCUCUCAAUAUCAGUCUCCUACACAGAGCAAUUUCAAUCAUCACAAACACAAACCCUUUUGAGGAUUCAACACCUUCUAAACUAUCCACCUUUUUUGAAAAGUUGGAAUAAUGUCACAGAUUUUUGCAACAUGGAACCGAACUCGACUCUGACUAUCGUAUGCUACGAAGGUAGCAUAACUCAGUUGCACAUUAUAGGAGACGAGGAGGCUCCUCGAUUACCCAAUAAUUUCUCCAUUGAUUCCUUUGUUACUACACUUGUUAUGCUUCCGAGUUUGACAGUCCUAAGAUUGGUUUCUCUUGGUUUAUGGGGUUCUUUGCCUAGUAAACUUACACGUUUAUCAUCGCUAGAAAUACUAAACUUGACUUCAAAUUUCUUUCAUGGCACUAUACCGCCUGAAAUUUCUUCAUUGACACGCCUUCAGACUCUAAUACUCGAUAGGAAUAACUUUACUGGUGGACUUGCGAAGAGCCUGGAAUCGCUUUCAGCUUUGGCCGUAUUGAGUGUGAAGAACAAUUCUUUAUACGGGUCUCUGUCCGAUUCACUUGGAAAUUUGGAAAACCUCAGAGUCCUUGCAUUGUCGAAUAACAAAUUCUCCGGUGAAGUACCUGAUCUUAGCAGUUUGGCUAACCUACAAAUUCUUGAUUUGGAGAACAAUGCUCUUGGCCCUCGAUUUCCCGCAGUUGGUAAUAAGAUUGAACGGAUUGUGUUAAGGAAAAAUGAAUUCACAUUCGGCAUUCCACAAGAAGUUCAAUCCUAUAAUCAACUUGAGCACUUAGAUAUAUCGUCCAACCGUUUUGUGGGACCGUUUCCAGCUUCCUUGCUAUCCCUACCAUCGAUUGCUUAUGUCAAUAUAGCAGAUAACAAAUUCACCGGCAUGCUUUUCGAAGAUCUUCCCUGUAAUCCCGAUCUCGAUUUUGUGAACUUCUCUUCAAAUUUGUUGACUGGAAAAUUGCCUAGUUGUUUACGUCCAGGUUCCAGGAAUAGGGUAGUGUUAUAUGCUGGGAAUUGUUUGGUAACAGGAGAUAAUAAUCAGCACCCGAUUUCGUUCUGUAAAAACGAGGCUCUAGCUGUGGGAAUCAUACCUCAUCACGAGAAGCGAAAAGUAAUUUCCAAAAUAGCUCUUGCUUUAAGCGUAACCGGAGGAAUUAUUGUGGCGAUUAUAGUAGUUGGUAUAGUCAUUUUGGUAGUCAGAAAUUUUAUUGCACAGAGAGCUGGACAUGAACCCCCAUCAAGAUUUGUAGAAGAGAAUGCUUCGACUAGCUACACCUCAAAGGUCCUUCAAGAUGCAAGGUACAUAACCCGAGCAACAAAGCUAGGAGCACUUGGCCUUCCUGCUUAUAGGACGUUUUCACUGGAAGAGCUCGAGGAGGCAACAAACAACUUUGAUACAUCGACUUUCAUUGGAGAAGGAACUCAUGAUCAGAUGUACAGAGGUCAGCUGAAGGAUGGCUCCUUUGUCACGAUUAUAUGCCUGAAAAUGAAAAGAUACCACGGCAUUCAACACUUUAUGCCUCACAUAGAAAUAAUGUCCAAACUCAGACAUCACCAUUUGGUCAGUUCUCUCGGACAUUGCUUUGAGUAUUACUUGGACGAUUCAAGCAUUAGCAGAGUAUUCCUUGUCUUUGAAUACGUGCCUAACGGGACUCUCAGGAGCUGGAUAUCUGAGAAGCAGAUUAAACGAAAACUUACCUGGGCACAGCGCAUCGCAGCUGCGAUCGGCGUAGCAAAGGGUAUCCAAUUCCUGCAUACGGGAAUUGUACCUUGUCUCUUUUCAAAUAAUUUGAAAAUAACUGAUAUUUUAUUGGAUCAGAACCUUGCUGCAAAAAUUUGCAGCUACAACCUGCCUUCGCUAGGAGAGUAUAUGGGAAAAGAGCAUCUCCAAAGUUUUCUCAGUGGAUCGAACGAUUUAAAGAGUGCCAGAGUAAAUCAUCAGGACAAGUUUGAUAUUUAUGACUUUGGUGUAAUGCUGCUAGAAAUCAUUUCGGGGAAACCAUUAAAUUCAAGGAACAAAGUCGAGGUUCUAAAAGAUCAGUUACUUUCCAGCAUAAUAGCCGAUGAUAUAUUGAGAGAGAGUGCCGUUGAUCCAGUAAUCAACAGAUCAGGUUCGGACAAAUCAUUGAAAACGAUGAUCAAGAUAUGCUGCAGUUGUUUGAACAAUGAUCCAGUCGAUAGACCUUCUAUCGAAGAUGUACUAUGGAAUUUGCAAUUUGCUAGCCAGGUCCAGGAUGCAUCGAGAGGAGACUUCCAGAGCAGUGAUGGCUCCCCGAUUUCACCUAUGCAAUCUUCGCACUUAAAGCUCACUAUCAAACAAUAAAUGAAGUUUUAUAGCAUUCCCUCCUUAGGAUUACACCAGAAUAAGGAUCAACACCACUCUCAGGUGUUUCUUUCUUACAUUUCAAGAUCCAGACAUGGAUUGAAAUUCAUGAAAACUUGUCCAUUUUUUCAGUCUUUGGGAAAAGACGAUAUUUUAGCAUAGAUUCAAAGUCAGUGUAAACAAAAUGAUAAACGUUAUAUGCUGGCAAUCUAUUCACUAGCAAAGAUAAAAGAAGCUCUGGAUUUUAUCCCCAUA
Molecule: messenger RNA, 3108 nt
Organism: Olea europaea var. sylvestris
Lineage: Eukaryota; Viridiplantae; Streptophyta; Magnoliopsida; Lamiales; Oleaceae
Product: probable inactive leucine-rich repeat receptor-like protein kinase At3g03770
Exons: 9
Coding region: 493-2853 (786 amino acids)
Biological process (GO): protein phosphorylation
Cellular component (GO): membrane
Molecular function (GO): protein kinase activity; ATP binding; protein binding
Source: RefSeq, a predicted model, not a curated record